GCCCACAUGACCAGGAAUAAUAAGGUUGUAGGCUUGUAGUUAUAGAAACGGAGAGAAUUUCUCUUUUUCUUUCUUUCUUUCUUUCUUAUUGUUCUUCUUCUUCUUCUGCCAUUGAGACUUCGAAAGAGAAGCAUUAGCAAUGGAGGUGACCAACAAGUACGUGACUAUCAAGAGGCACGUCGAGGGUACCCCAAAAGAGUCUGACUUCGAGAUCAAAACUGUUACGCUGUGUCUGUCAAUUGACUCAGGAUGUGGCGAUAUAAUAGUCAAGAACUUGAUGGUGUCCAUUGAUCCUUAUCAGAUUAAUAGAAUGAAGAGUUAUAGCUCCUCCCAUGAAACCAUAAGCUAUGCUAAAGGAAUUGUUCCGGGAGAGGAAAUCGAAGCUUAUGGUGUGGCUAGAGUUCUGGUCUCGGAAAACCCGGAAUUUGAGAAGGGUGACUUGGUUAUAGGGGUGAUUACUUGGGGAGAGUACAGCAAAAUUCCGAGUGGUAGAAUGAUCAGGAAAUUGGAGCCAAUGGGCUUACCUUUGUCUUACCAUGUUGGUUUCUUAGGAUUUAGCGGACUAACAGCCUAUGCCGGCCUUUUUGAGAUAUGCAAGCCCAAGAAAGGGGACAAAGUCUUCGUAUCUGCAGCUUCUGGGUCAGUUGGCAACUUGGUCGGACAAUAUGCGAAGUUGUUUGGGUGCUAUGUUGUUGGUUGUGCAGGAAGCAAUAAAAAGGUGAAACUGCUAAAGGAGAAGCUCGGUUUCGAUGAGGCAUUCAACUACAAGGAAGAAACUGACCUUAAAUCCACUCUGAAAAGGUACUUUCCUGAUGGGAUUGACAUAUAUUUUGACAAUGUGGGGGCUGAGAUGCAAGAAGCUGCAAUAUCAAACAUGAACACUCAUGGAAGAGUUGCUGUCUGCGGAGUGAUAUCUGAAUAUACGGAUUCAGGAAAAAGGGCUGCACCGGAUAUGACUUCCGUCAUAUACAAGAGAAUCAAGAUUCAGGGUUUUCUGGCAGGAGAUUACAUGCAUGUGUAUCCCGAUUUCCUAUCCAAGACCAACGAUUAUCUCAGCGUGGGCAAACUUCAAGUGCUGGAAGAUAUCUCAUAUGGUCUCGAGAGCAUCCCCUGUGCUUUCAUGGGACUGUUUCGCGGUGACAAUAUUGGGAAGAAGUUGGUCCAAAUUGCAGAAGAGUAGAUGAAUCUGCACGAAAGCUUGUUAUUGACGAAUAAGUUACACUUCGAUAUCCGAAGAUCAUGCUGUUGGUGUAGCAUUUUCAGUUUGCUUUGUUUCAUCUGAUAAUGCCAAGAGUUGAAUUGGAACUAUGAUUUUUUUUCAAUUAA
Molecule: messenger RNA, 1326 nt
Organism: Punica granatum (pomegranate)
Lineage: Eukaryota; Viridiplantae; Streptophyta; Magnoliopsida; Myrtales; Lythraceae
Source: RefSeq, a predicted model, not a curated record